Molecule: messenger RNA, 1314 nt
Organism: Tetranychus urticae (two-spotted spider mite)
Lineage: Eukaryota; Metazoa; Arthropoda; Arachnida; Trombidiformes; Tetranychidae
Molecular function (GO): UDP-glycosyltransferase activity; hexosyltransferase activity
Source: RefSeq, marked provisional
AUGCCAUCAUAUCGUUUCUUGGUGACAGCCAUUGAUGCUUAUGGACAUAUCAAUGCCGCUUUAGGGUUUGCUGAAGGUUUAAAGGCUGCUGGACAUGAAGUUUAUUUUGCUCAUCAUGAAAAACACAGACAUUUAGCGGUUAAAAGAGGAUUUUCAUUCAUUCCGUUUCCUAAAACAUUGAGUGUAGCAGAUAUGGGACAAGCAAUGAACUAUUGGAUUGCUUUGUGUGGAGAUGAAAUUCGUCAGGAACCAUUGAAACGUUACCUUACAAUGUCUGUAUUUGAACGAGAAUCUCUGGCAGGUUCAGUUCUUUACUUCACUCCAUUGAAUAACGCCUUGAAUGAUAUUGUCAAUGAUGAAAACUAUAAAUUUGAUGGAAUUGUUGGUGAUCUGACAGCUCCAUUCCCUUUUCUGUACAAGAAUUCAAUUCCUUGGUUUCCACUCACAUCGCUAAAUCCAUUGGUAUUGUAUCCAAAAGGACCUCCGCCGUCAUCUGGUUACUCAGUAAACAGUGAUCCAUCUAAUUGGGAUGAAUUUAGAGAGGCUUAUGCAAAAGCUCAUGCAAAGAUAACUGAGGCUACUAAUGCCUGCUUGGAUGCUGCCGGUCUUCCAAACGUAAGAUACAAUUCAGCGAGGUUCGUUGACAAUCCUCAGACCGUUGGAUUUUAUCAUUACCCAGCUGACUUGGAUUAUACUGAAUGUGAACCAAAAGAACCCAAUUGGCAUCGUGUUGAUGCCUGGGUUCGUCAACCAGAUUUGGAUACUGAAUUUGUUAUCCCAGAAAAGUUACAAGAUAAACCAGGAAAAGUAAUUUACUUUUCAUUGGGAUCAAUAGGAUCUGCCGAUUUGGUUAUAAUGAAAAAGUUGAUUGCUAUUCUAGCCAAAUCACCGCAUAAAUUUAUUAUAUCAAAAGGACCAAGAGGCGAUGAACUUGAAUUGGCUGACAACAUGUGGGGUGAAAAUUAUGUCAACCAGGUCGCGGUUGUUCAAAAAGCUGAUCUGGUUAUAACUCAUGGAGGGAACAAUACUUUUAUGGAAACACUUUAUUAUGGAAAACCAAUGAUUGUCAUUCCUUAUUUUUAUGAUCAAUUUGAUAAUGCACAAAGAGUGAUCGACAAAAAAAUUGGCUUUCGUCUCAAUCCAUAUCAAAUUGACGAAGAUUAUCUUCUUGAUUGCAUUGAGAAGAUAUUCAACGACAAGGAAAUGCUAGAUCGAGUUAAAGCCAUUUCGCAUAACAUGAGAACUUCAAACAGCUUUUCUGAAGCGAUCAAAAUGAUUGAAAAACAUAUUGAACAAAGUAAAAGUAAAUUGUAA